UCGUGCAUUAAAGGAGAAAACAGAAGAUGAUUAACAAAAACAAACUAAAUAAAAGAGAUUUGUUCAAUUGUUUCAUGUAAAUGUGUAAAAUACCAAUAUUUACUGCUUCAACUUAUUGAAGGAACUCAAGUGAUGUUCGAGACGUGUUUUAGAGUUUGACAGUGAUUCUGAAGACGUGCGCAGAUGGAAAAACUGGAUAUUCCAUCAACGAGAGUUGAGCAUCCGCUCUGUGGAAUAAAACGCCAACAGCACACUCAAUCUGUUUUAUCAAUACAUCAGAUAUCACGGAUCUGAUCAAUAGUUGACGCCGAAAGUCAAUAAACAGUUUGAAGAAAUAAGAGAGCAAGAUCAUGUCUGACGAGCUGCCAUUGUCGGUCGAGGGCCUCAACGCUGCUGACCAGCAGGAGAUUGUGAAGUUUGUGAACGCGGAGCAGGCGCGGGCGAAGAUGAACUCAUCUGUGCAAGAGUUUACAGAGAUGUGCUUCAGCAAGUGCGUGAAGAGCGCACCGACGUCGGAUUCGUUGACUGCUGCGGAAUCUACGUGUGAGUGAUGUGUUCUUUGUCUAAUGAUUCUGUCUGUUGAGAAUGGAGUGGAGGGCUGACUGGUGUUUGUCUAGGCUUGGUAUGAAUGCUGCUGCUGCCGCGAAGGCAUAACGGCCUAGACCAGACAGCUUCUUUAGCUGAAGAGUGAAGAGAAGAAGCUAACGAGUAAACACAGGCCAACUGCGCGAACCGGUUCGUGGACACAAAUAUCUACAUCUUCAGCAUGUGAGUUGCUUCCUGCAUUCUGCUCCAAACAAAUGCCUCUUUUAGCUGCCGUUUCUGUUUUAGUAGAAAGAGAAAAGGUUCCGGGAGGAGGCUGGUUUGUGGCAAAACCGCCCUUUUUGGCGCUUUGCUCUCAGGCACAACUGACGCGUUCU
Molecule: messenger RNA, 920 nt
Organism: Myxozyma melibiosi
Lineage: Eukaryota; Fungi; Ascomycota; Lipomycetes; Lipomycetales; Lipomycetaceae
Exons: 2
Coding region: 351-551 (66 amino acids)
Source: RefSeq, a predicted model, not a curated record